CAGCUCUUGCACUCUUGCUGUGUUACAGUAUCACACAUGGCUAAUGAGUCAAGGCCCUGCCCGUGUGAUAUUGGAGACAGGUUUGACUACGGAGGCCGUGGGCAGGAAGUGCAAAUUGAGCACAUCAAGGCAUAUGUUUGCAAACCACCUACGAGCACCGACAAAGCUGUGAUUGUGAUUCAUGAUAUAUUUGGAUGGCAACUCCCAAACACCAGAUACAUGGCUGAUAUGCUAACAACUAAUGGAUACAUAGCCAUCUGCCCAGAUUUUUUUGUGGGACAAGAAGCUUGGAAACCUUCUAAUGACUGGGCGUCUUUCGAUGAGUGGCUGAAAACCCGAAAUGCCGGCAAGACAGACAAAGAAGUUGAUGUCGUCCUGAAGUAUUUAAGGGAACAAUGUGGUGCAAAGAAGAUUGGUGUCAUUGGGUUUUGCUGGGGUGGAGCAGCAGUACACCACCUGAUGCUGAAAAAUCCUCAGUUAAAGACAGGGGUGUCCCUCUAUGGAGUGAUCAGGUUCUUUGAGGACAGAUCCAAUUUGCUUCACCCCACCUUUUUCAUCUUUGCUGAAAAGGAUGACCACAUCCCAUUGGAGCAAGUCACCCUACUGGAGCAGAAGCUUAAAGAAAACUGCAAAGUUGAUUACAAAGUCAAAAUUUAUCCUGGACAGACGCAUGGGUUUGUGCAUCGCAAAAGAGAAGAUAUCAAUCCUCAAGAUAAACCUUACAUUGAGGAAGGGAGAAAAGAUAUGAUCAACUGGCUGAACAAAUAUCUUUAGUAUAAAUCAAUGCCCGUAAGAUAAAUCAA
Molecule: messenger RNA, 803 nt
Organism: Indicator indicator
Lineage: Eukaryota; Metazoa; Chordata; Aves; Piciformes; Indicatoridae
Product: carboxymethylenebutenolidase homolog
Exons: 6
Coding region: 37-774 (245 amino acids)
Molecular function (GO): hydrolase activity
Source: RefSeq, a predicted model, not a curated record